AUGUUUGACGUCACAAAACCUGAUCUGGACGCCAUCCCCAGGCCCCUUUCCCUGUUGCGUCCAUUCGAGCCCAACAACAUGGUCUUCCUUCAUCGCGGUCAGACCCGGCUAGAACUUAUCAACGCCCUCUCCUUGUCGAUCAACGGUCCCAUGAGUCAUUCCGUCCGCUCGUUCUUGCUCGUCGGCGAGGUCGAGUGCCUCAUCACUUUUGUCGUCGUCGCGUUUUUGCUCUACAAGAAGCAGUCCCUCGGCAAACUCUGGAUCAUCACCAGGCGCAAUUCGGUCCACGGAACGUUCUACGUUGCCAAUGCGGUCUUUGUACUCGUGCUCGGUGUCGCUUUGUACCUCAUUGCGUGGAACACCACCGCCCUGGUCUCGGUCUGCUACUCAUCCACCCUUGUCAGCAGCUUUGCCUGGCUCUGGGUCGUACCUCUGCCUUGGUUGCCCUUGAUCGUAUGCGCCUACAUCAGCAUUCAUGGUUUUGCUGCUGGGUGCAGUCCGCUGUCUCCCUUGUCCUCCAUGAACCGUGGCACGCUCGGAUCACGCCUCAAGUGGUAUCACUUUCCCGUCACAAAGUCACCCCUGAUCGCCAACGCAUCGCUCAUCCUUCCGUGCGUGCUGCUGUCCACCACCACCAUUGUCCUCGCUGCCAUCGGUAGCCAUCACUAUCACAGUUCAGAGCGAUUCGCCCACCGCGUGCUGUCUGCCGAAGUGUUGCGUCAGCUGCGGGACUACUACGCUGGCAGGUCCGGCUCCCUAACUGAUCCCGACGUUCUCGCUUCCGACGAGCUCAUCUGGACGGCCCGCAUUGUCGCAGCCAAGUACAUGGAGGUGCUGCGGUUCAUGGACAUCUCACUCGCCGUGUUUGCCGCGUGCGCCAUUGCCCUCCUCUUCCCGGUCUAUUGCUACGGUCCGCCCAACGUCGUCAGUCUGGUCGACCACGCGUGCUCUCUCUACCCGGACCCCAUUCCGAUCUCGUGCACCACAUGUCCGCGCAAAGUGUGGUUCCUCUUCACCAAAGGCAAGCCCACCUCGGAGCACAGCACCACCCACCUCAGCCUCAGCAGCUGGAAAAUGACGAUCCUUGCGGCCCUCUACGUUUUCACCUUGUGCAGCUGCGUCCCGCUAUACGCCUACAUCCCGAUCUACGUCGUCCGAGAUCAGUUUCCGCACCGUGUGCUGGCCGGCGAUAUCCGAAACACGCUCAACGGCGCUAUGAUUGCUCUCAACAUCGCCACCAUCACUUCGUGCACCUUUUUCGCCGGCUUUUGCACCGUCGCCACCCUCGACCCCGUGUUCAGGGCCGCCAUCGGCCUCAACAUCAUCCGACGCCAGAUUCCCAUCGAGAUCGACGUUGUGCGCACUCAAUUCGACCAAAGCGAGCACGUCACCAUCUCGUAUCACAAGCGCAUGGGUAACUUCCUCAACCCCAGAUAUUCUCGUCCGGACAGAGAGAAGAGGAGUUCGCUCGCCACCGUGCCUUCCAUCAGCAGCACUAUGGACACCAUGUCGAGGAGCAACACGGGCAGCACAACAAAGAAGGACAAGUCGGUGCUCAUGCCGGACUCGCCCCGCUACGCGGUCAGUAUCGUCGUCACCACCGAUGUCGAGACCGAGGACGCCGCGUUGCCUAUCCAUCCCCAUGCGGCCAAUGGCGAUGCCAAGGAAUCGGGCUCGUCACCAGCCUAG
Kalmanozyma brasiliensis GHG001 is the source of this 1689-nucleotide messenger RNA. RefSeq lists its product as uncharacterized. The record is from RefSeq and is a predicted model, not a curated record. The coding region runs from base 1 to 1689 and encodes 562 amino acids. The transcript has a single exon. Lineage: Eukaryota; Fungi; Basidiomycota; Ustilaginomycetes; Ustilaginales.